This is a messenger RNA of Anolis sagrei ordinatus, 3607 nucleotides long. It is a transcript of the gene KLHL38, whose product is annotated as kelch like family member 38. Lineage: Eukaryota; Metazoa; Chordata; Lepidosauria; Squamata; Anolidae. The record is from RefSeq and is a predicted model, not a curated record. Gene Ontology annotation, molecular function: protein binding.
AGUCACAUGCAACAACACGGUGAAAAGUACAUGGGCAACUAUUCUUAGUCCAGGAAUGUAUACAGUCCCUGGUUUCGAUCCCUCAUGAACCAGCCUUCGGAGAACUGUGACAGCACCUUGACACUAAACAAAACCAGAAAUCACCCCCAAUGAACCUUUCACCACAGAAAGCACAAUCUUGAGAGCUUUAAUUAAUAGCUUUUAUUCUUUUCUCUUCUCUUAAAAGUCCUCUCGUGCAUGAUCUAGCCAUGGAAAGACUCAGCAGGGAAUAAACAAGCCAAAGCGACCGAAGGCAGGGGAGGAAUAAGACAAGUAUUUUGGGGGGAAAACCCACACAACCACAGAGAAUUCAUAUUUGGCUGCUGUUGACUUCUUUUCGGUUUUGUUAUGGAAGAGAAAUCCUCACAAGAUCUCCUUUUCAAAGACCAAGAUUUCUCCAGCGAACUGCUAAAGCAGCUAAAUGUUUUACGGCAAAACCAAAUUCUAACUGAUGUUGUCCUCUGUACAAGUGACACUGAAAUUCCUUGCCACAGGAACAUUCUUGCCUCAAGUAGUCCAUACUUCAAGGCCAUGUUUUGCAACAACUUUAAGGAGAGCCACCAGGAAAAGGUCAACCUCCAAGGCAUAGAUUCAGGCAUUCUCCAUUGUAUUAUACUGUAUGUCUACACUGGAGAGAUAGUCAUAACAGCAGAAAAUAUUUUGCAUUUAAUGGAGGCAGCUUCCAUGCUUCAGUACGCAAAACUGUUUGAGGCUUGUUCGGCCUACCUCCAGGAUCGGCUUACCCCCGAAAACUGUCUCAGUUUGAUUAGGCUUUCUGAAAUCUUGCAUUGUGAGACUCUCAAUAAGAAAGCCAAGGCAGUGGCUCUGAAAUAUUUCCCUGAAGUAGCCACUUCUGAAGACCUGAAAGAGCUAUGUGCCUUGGAGUUGAUAGAGUAUCUUGGGGAUGAUGAGUUGUGUGGAGAGGAGGAACAAGUUUUUGAGGCUCUCAUGACUUGGGUAAGGCAUGACCUCCAAGCAAGACAAAGCUACAUUCAAGACUUGUUCAAGAAGGUACGGCUUCAGUAUGUCCAUCCAACCUUCUUCUUCCAUUUCAUUGCCAACGACUCUCUCAUUCAGUCAUCCCCUGCUUGUAGAGUUCUGCUGGAGCUGGCAAACAAGCAGAUGUUUUCUUUAUAUAGCAUCAGUGCUCCUGAGGUCAAACCCAUGUGGCAUGUUCCUCGUAGAUAUUCCUAUCAGGAGUUCCUCCUCUUGGUUGGUGGCCGCAAAGAUAACCAACAAACAACCAAAGAUGUCUUGAUGUAUGAUGAGAAGACAGGCCAAUGGUUGAGCCUUGCCAAAUUUCCCAUGGCUCUUUACAAGGCCUCUGCCGUGAGCCUCCACAGCAAUGUGUACCUCCUUGGAGGCAUUCCCAUAGGCAGUGGAAAGAACCAAGUCAGUAACCAUGUUUAUAUCUUCUCACUCAGACUUAAUCAGUGGAGGCUGAUUGAACCCAUGCUGGUUCCACGCUAUUCCCACAGGAGUGUUGCCUAUAAAAACUACAUCUUUGCCAUUGGAGGCAUUGGUGAAACUCAAGACAUCUUAAAUUCCAUGGAAAGGUAUGACAGCAUCUACAGUGUUUGGGAACAUGUGGCAAACAUGCCGGUCGCUGUUCUUCAUCCCGCUGUGUCUGCCAAAGACCAAAGAAUCUACCUCUUUGGAGGAGAGGACAUGAUACAAAACCCUGUCCGUUUAAUACAGGUAUACCAUGUGUCUAGGAACAUGUGGUUUCGAAUGGAGACAAGGAUGGUGAAGAACGUCUGUGCGCCAGCAGUUUUGAUUGGUGACAGGAUUUAUAUUGUUGGAGGUUACACCAGGCGAGUAAUUGCUUAUGAUACAAAGGUCAAUAAAUUUGUGAAGUGUGCAGAUAUGAAGGAAAGAAGGAUGCAUCAUGGAGCCACAGUCAUCAAUGAGAAGCUGUAUGUGACAGGAGGUCGCUGCCUCACCAUUGACAAUGCCAUUGAAGACUCUGAUUCACUAGAUUGCUAUGACCCCAGGCUGGACACUUGGGUUUCCAAGGGGCGACUGCCACACAAACUUUUCGACCAUGGAUGUCUGGCACUACAGUGUGUCCCUUACGCCAAGCUCUGUGAGAACAGAACAGAAGGGAAAUGAGUCUUCCUUACCCAGUGCAAAAGGCCCAGGUUAUUAACCAUUUGGAAAAUGCUGGUAGAGUCUCAUGAUGGGAGGCACCAAAAAAGACCUGCAAAUAGGAUAUGCAAGUCUCUGGUUCCAAGUCCAAUGUCUUGUUCUGUUAUGAGGAAAAAGUGAGGUGUUUACCUAGGCUGACAAAUUUGGAGUGAAAUUAAUGGAUAGCAAAUGGCUUCUCAUCUCAUUGUAUAAUCUUUAUAUUGUUUAACUGUAAGGAAAUGAUUUAAAUGCUCUAUCUCAAACAUCAAAUGUACUGUAUUCUCUCUCUAACCUUCUGUGGACAUUCCUCUCAACUCCAAAUUCUGAAAAGCUGUGACAGAUAAAGCAAGAGAUCGGCAACAGAUUUAAUGUUGGUUCUGUUAGCCAUAUGAUCUUAAAUCUAGGUAUUCUUGCUUUCUUAGAAUCCACCUCCUAUGAACAAUGAAAAGAGCUGGGCUUUUCAUAUUCUAUUUAUCAAGGGAAGGGAGAUUUAUAUCAUCACCCCAUACCAUAGUUUCCCUCCUUGGAUGAGUCUGUUUGACAUUGGUAGCUUACCUGAGAUGUGAUAUUAUAGUUGGGCAUUGGUAGGCCAUGGUUUACACUAGUAGCUUACCCCAGAUGUGAUAUGAUAGUUGGGCAUUGGGAAGCCAUGGUUGACAUUGGUAGCUUACACCAGAUGUGAUAUGAUAGUUGGGCAUUGAUAGGCUAUGGUUGACAUUAGUAGCUUACUCCAGAUGUGAUAUGAUAGUUGGGCAUUGGUAGGCUAUGGUUGACACUGGUAGAUUGUCCCAGAUGUGAUAUGAUAGGCAUUGGUAGGCCAUGGUUGACAUUGGUAGCUUACACCAGAUGUGAUAUGAUAGUCGGGCAUUGGCAGGCCAUGGUUGACACUGGUAGCUUGCCCCAUAUGUGAUAUGAUAGUUGGGCAUUGGUAGGCCAUAGUUGGAAACAGCUUGAGAUAUACUCCAACUUGGAGGCAUUAACCAUCUCUGCAAUAAAGGAGUGGUAGAUUCUGGAAGAGAGAGACAAUAACAGCUUGUGAUCAGAUUCAGAAAUAAUAGGUCUGUUGAGCAGAGAAAGGUGGUGGGAGAUAGGAAUGUCAGAAGAUAGUGAGGCCAGGCUCAUGUCAUGAGUCUAUUUGUUCUGUUCCUUGCCUCACAUUUCUGUCUUUUUCUCUUCUGCUGUGGGGUUUAAGGUUUUCACUUUAUUCCACCAGGAGUCACUAAGUAGUUGAUGUGCUAUGUCUGGGUUCCUUGUGCCUCCAAGACAUUUCCAAACUAUGGCAACCCUAUCACCAUCAGGCAUUCAUAUGCAGAAAUGGUUCUAAGAGCGUUGUUUUCUUUAUGCUAUAAUGUGUUUAUAAUUUUAAUGCAUUUCUCAUUUCUUUUUGCCUAAACAGACUUGACAGAAUUAUGAAAUAAAUAGAUGCAAAGAUAAACAUGUA